Messenger RNA from Panicum virgatum (switchgrass), 1758 nucleotides. RefSeq lists its product as uncharacterized. The coding region runs from base 297 to 1403 and encodes 368 amino acids. The record is from RefSeq and is a predicted model, not a curated record. Lineage: Eukaryota; Viridiplantae; Streptophyta; Magnoliopsida; Poales; Poaceae. The transcript has 3 exons.
GCGCCGCGCCGCGACAUUGGUUUCCGUUUGAUUACUCCAGUCCUUGUGGUGGUCUAAACGCCUGCCUGGCCGCAAUCCCUCCCUCUCCCCCACUUUCUUCUUCUCCGUCGUCCUCUCCUCUUAUAAGAAGCAGCCAGCCGCCUUGCUUGUUGCUUGGCCCUCCUCCACCUCCUCGUUCCGCCCCCGCCCCAUCACCGCCGCGCCGCCUAUACAACAGGGAGAGGUCGAGAGGAGGAUCGAUCGGUCCAGACACCCAGCUCGCCGUCGUCGACCAGAACCAGCCAGCCACCGCCAGGAUGAAGGGCGGCGACGUCAGCAGCAUUAGCCCGCUCGUCUCCUUCGUCCUCGGCGCCGCCAUGGCCACCGUAUGCGUCCUCUUCUUCAUGUCCGCCAGCCCCACACGCCGCCUCGCAGACAUCUCCGCCUUCACCUCCGGAAACGCCACCAACGACGACCUACGCCUCGCCUCCUCCGACAACGGCGUGGCCGACGGCAACGCCGAGGUCACCGCAACCCCCGCGCCGGCGCCGGCUCCGGUGCAGGCGCCGUCUCCUUGGGGCGACCUUGAGGAGGUGCUGCGGCGUGCCGCGACCAAGGAUCGGACGGUGAUCAUGACGCAGAUCAACGCGGCGUGGACGCGCCCGGGCUCCCUGCUGGACCUCUUCUUCGAGAGCUUCCGCACCGGGGAGGGCGGCGUGGCGCGGCUGCUGGAGCACCUGGUGAUCGUGACCAUGGACCCGGCCGCGUACCAGGGCUGCCAGGCCGUGCACCGCCACUGCUACUUCCUCCGCACCUCCAGCGGCGUCGACUACCGCUCCGAGAAGAUGUUCAUGAGCAAGGACUACCUCGAGAUGAUGUGGGGACGCAACCGAUUCCAGCAGACAGUCCUCGAGCUCGGAUACAACUUCCUAUUCACGGACGUUGACGUGAUGUGGUUCCGGGACCCGUUCCGGCACAUCUCCAUGGCGGCGGACAUCGCCAUCUCGAGCGACGUGUACAUGGGCGACCCCUACAGCCUGCGCAACUUCCCCAACGGCGGCUUCCUCUUCGUGCGGUCGUCGGCCAAGACCAUCGACUUCUACCGCGCGUGGCAGCAGGGGCGGUGGCGCUUCUUUGGGAAGCACGAGCAGGACGUGUUCAACCUCAUCAAGCACGACAUGGCCGCCAAGCUCGACCUCGCCAUCCAGUUCCUCGACACCACCUACAUCAGCGGCUUCUGCCAGCUCAGCAAGGACCUCAACAAGAUCUGCACGCUCCACGCCAACUGCUGCGUCGGCCUCGGCGCCAAGCUCCACGACCUCCGGGGGGUCCUCGACGUCUGGAGGAACUACACCGCCGGCACGCCCCAGGACCGACGCGCCGGAAAGUUCCAGUGGAAGCUCCCGGGAAUCUGCAUCCACUGAUCGAUCGUCCUUUGCUAGCUAGCAGAGCUAUACUAUAUAGCUAGGUCCGAUGGUGAUCCAUCGUAUUCGUUUUCGAUGGUCGAGAUCGGCCGCGCCGGCUGCCUGCCAGGCUGCUUGUUGCAUUAUUGUCCAUUCUUUCUCUGCUGCUUCUUUCUUCAAGUUUGAGGAGAUUAUUCAAGGGAGCUGGGUAGGUUUCAUUCUUUUGAUUUCUGAUGAAAGCCUAGAGGUAGAACCGGGAGACGUACGGUUGAGUUAUACUGGUGCACCCUCCACCUUAAUUAUUAUGUAUGUAUGUAUGUAUGUACACAGCACAGGCUAAUUAAUUAUAUACAAAUAUUAAUUAUUAUGUACAGUA